AUGCGCGCACUAAACAGCUCUUAUCUAAUUAUGAUGUUUCUGAAAGACAUCUUUCACUAUUCGCUCCUUCCUUCUCCUCAAACUCCUUCUUCUUCUUCUUCUUCUUCUUCUUCUUCUUCUUCUUCUUCUUCAAGCCGUAUACAUAUUUUGACUCGACUUCCUUCUUCCAUCGUGAUUGUCACCCCUCUCUCUCUCUCUCUCUCUCUCUCUCUCUCUCUCUCUCUCUCUCUCUCUCUCUCUCUCUCUUCCCUUUUUCUCCCCCGGAACAUUUCCUUUCUAUCUAUCUAUCUAUCUAUCUAUCUAUCUAUCUAUCUAUCUAUCUAUCUCAGUCCCAUACUUUUCUUAUCUCUCUGUUUCUCUCUCUAUCUCAGCCUCUUAUCUAUCUAUCUAUCUAUCUAUCUAUCUAUGGCAAUAGCGCAGUCCCAUAUUUUAUUUCUAUUUCUCUAUCUAUCUAUCUCUCUAUCACUCUGUCUAUCUCAGUCUCAUGCUUUAUAUUUAUCUCUCUCUCUCUCUCUCUCUAUCUAUCUAUCUAUCUAUCUAUCUAUCUAUCUCAGUCCCUUAUCUUCUUUUUAUCUAUCUAUCUAUCUAUGGAACGAUAUAAUUUCUAACGAGGAAUUGUCCACUAAUCAUUAUGGACACCAUGUAAACAUCUAUCUAUCUAUCUAUCUAUCUAUCUAUCUAUCUAUCUAUCUAUCUAUUAUGACACAUACAAAUACUAUCUAUCUAUCUAUCUUUUGGUUGGGGCUUGUUUUCGAGAGCGUUCGGUUUUUUUUAUACCUUUUUCUACUUCAUAUUUCUACUUUUUCAUAUUCUUAUUCCUCUACGACGCAAAAAACAAAAUAUGAUAACAAUCUUAGAUCCAGACGUCAUCUUGUCCUUUUUCUUAUAUUAUUCUUACAGUUUAUUUUUUUAAAUAAUCACUUUCUCCUCACCAUUUCUUCUUCUUCUUCGUCUUCUUCUUCUUCUUCUUCUUCUUCUUCUUCUUCUUCUUCUUCUUCUUCUUUUCUUUUAUUCUUCUUCUUCCUCUCCUCCUCUUUAUUCUUCUUCUUCCUUUCCCGUCUUCCUCCUUAUUCUUCUUCUUCCUCUCCUCCUCCUCUUCUUUUUGAUGUUAUUGUUCUUCUUCUCUUUCUUCUUCUUCCCCUCCUCCUCCUUCUUCUUCUUCUUCUUCCUCUCCUCCUCCCCCUUCUUCUUCUUCUUCUUCUUCUUCUCUUUAUACUUCUUCUUCCUCUCCUCCUCCUCCCCCUUCUUCUUCCUCUUCUCCUCUUCCUCCUUAUUCUUCUUCUUCCUCUCCUCCUCCUCUUCUUUUUGAUGUUAUUGUUCUUCUUUUUCUUCUGCUCUUUCUUCUUCUUCCCCUCCUCCUUCUUCUUCUUCUUCUUCUUCUUCUUCUGUUUCUCGUUUUUCCUUUUUCUUUUUCCGCUUCUUAUUUUCCCCUUCUUCUUCCUCUUCUUCAUCAUUUUCUUCUUCUUCUUCUUCUUCUUCUUCUUCUUCUUCUUCUUCUCGUCCAUUCUCACUUACCUCCCUUUCUUCUGUCUUCUUUCCAUUUCUGAUGCAAUCAAUCAUAAAGUUAGCAUAUCUCGAAAACGUACCAAAUGCACACCGACGGCGAAAGGUACUCACAAACAUCGGAUAGAAUUCCAAGACUGUCGCAGCGUCAAAGAACACCGCCUCAAGUUCUGUUCGAAUUGCAAAAAGAACCGUUGCUGCUAUCCACAAAUCACCCGUCACAGGACUAUAGAGUUCGAGUGCUCCAAGCGUGAGCGGGUGCACCUCUCGUUCAUGUGGAUCAAAAAGUGUCAGUGCGGCCACAAAUGCUACGGCAAUCGAAUCAUAGAUUCGUGA
Messenger RNA from Acanthosepion pharaonis, 1839 nucleotides. The record is from the annotation of a GenBank genome assembly. NCBI's taxonomy places the organism in Eukaryota, Metazoa, Mollusca, Cephalopoda, Sepiida, Sepiidae.